Messenger RNA from Malaya genurostris, 1920 nucleotides. RefSeq names its product sodium- and chloride-dependent glycine transporter 2. The record is from RefSeq and is a predicted model, not a curated record. NCBI's taxonomy places the organism in Eukaryota, Metazoa, Arthropoda, Insecta, Diptera, Culicidae. Gene Ontology annotation, biological process: sodium ion transmembrane transport. The transcript has 7 exons. The coding region runs from base 84 to 1784 and encodes 566 amino acids. Gene Ontology annotation, cellular component: membrane. Gene Ontology annotation, molecular function: glycine transmembrane transporter activity.
AAGAAGAUAAAGCGGGCCUCGAGCUAGUCGACUCCGGGGGGCCAUUCAUUCCUCAGUAGACGGGUUCACUUCAUUCCGCUAGCAUGGCAUCCGUAGAGCAACGAGGGAACUGGGGCUCUAAAACGGAAUUUAUUUUGUCCUGCAUGGGUUACGCAAUCGGCAUCGGGAACGUUUGGAGAUUUCCGUAUCUUUGCUAUCGAAGUGGCGGCGGAGCAUUUCUAGUGCCAUACCUACUGAUGCUGUUUCUGUGCGGAAUUCCGUUGUUUUUCCUGGAAGUGUGUUUGGGACAAUUUUCGGGAACGGGUUGCGUGACGGUGUUCAAUAUUGCUCCGUUGUUGAAGGGAGCCGGUCUGGCGAUUGUGGUGAUAAAUUUUAUUUGCACUUCGUACUACAACGUGAUCAUUGCCUACCCGAUCUUGUUUCUGUGGAAAACCCUGCGGGUUCAGCUUCCGUGGGAGAACUGUGACAAUCCGUGGAAUACGCCGAGUUGUUUGGAGAUAAACAACGGUGACGAUCGGGUUGAAGUUUUGCAGAAUACGUCCGAGCGGCUACGGACUCCGGCAGAUGAAUUUUUUCACAAUGAAAUUCUUCGCAUUUCGGACGGAAUCGAUUCACCGGGUGGCAUCGUGUGGCCGUUGCAGGCCUGUGACUUGAUCGCCUGGUUGGUGAUCUAUGCUUGCCUGAUCAAUGGAGUGAAAUCCGUCGGCAAGGUGGUCUAUUUUACGGCCACCUUUCCGUUUGUGAUCCUUGCCAUUCUGUUCGUUCGCGGAAUGACACUACCGGGAGCGAUGGACGGCGUUCGGUUCUACAUCAUGCCCAACUGGGCCGAGUUGACGAAUUUAAAGGUUUGGGCUGAUGCGGCCGUGCAAAUAUUCUUCUCACUUGGACCCGGAUGGGGUGGAAUCAUUAACAUGGCCAGUUACAACCAGUUCAAAAAUAAUACCAGAUUUGAUGCGAUCCUCGUACCGAUCGUGAACUGUGGGACCAGCAUCUUUGCCGGGUUUGUGGUAUUCUCGGUGCUGGGAUAUUUGUCACAUCGCACGGGACUUCCGGUGUCAACUGUGGCCACCGGAGGACCUGGCUUGGCAUUCGUUACCUAUCCGGAAGCAAUCGGAAUGCUACCUUUUCCACAGCUUUGGGCUUGUCUAUUUUUUGUGAUGUUGUUUCUACUCGGUGUCGAUAGCAUGUUUGUUCAAAUAGAAGCAAUUUUAUCAUCAGUUGUUGAUGUCUAUCCGGAACUGAGGGCCCGCAAGCGUUGGAUUACUCUCGGAACUUGUUUCUCAAUGUUUUUGAUUUCGAUUCUUUUCACGACACAGGGUGGAAUGUAUUUGCUUCAACUGUUCGAUUGGUAUGCGGCCUCCAUCUCCGUCAUUUUGGUGUGCAUCAUGGAAAUCGUAGCCGUGGCAUGGAUCUACGGUGUACGGGAAUUCGUGCGAGAUAUCGAGUUCAUGAUCGGGAAACGCAUCGAGUAUUACUGGGUGGUCUCUUGGAAGUACAUAACUCCGCUAAUAUUGACAUUUAUUUUUUUCACAACUAUUGUGUACAACACAGAGAUCUCCUACAAUGGUGUGUCGUAUCCGCGUUGGGCAGUUGUGCUAGGCUGGGUCAGCUGUUCACUAUCGAUGGUUUGUAUUCCAGGAUACGCGAUAUACGGGCUGGCUUCAGCUAAGGGAUCCUUUGUUGAGAGAAUGAAGCAAAUGCUCGCCCCUUAUGAUUGGGGUCCAGCUGACGAAUUCCAGAGAACACUUUGGAGAGGACAUAUUGCGAUGCUCAAUAAAAACUGAAGCGAAAAUCAGCUGAAGUUCUUGUAAUUUUUUGUUUUCAAUAUCAUUCAGUAGUAAAAUUGUAAAUUAAAUGUUUUGUCUUCAUGAUUAACUAGCUGACCCGUCGAACUUCGUCUCUCCCAAAAAUUAUUUGUCC